Hevea brasiliensis (rubber tree) is the source of this 2186-nucleotide messenger RNA. Its product is annotated as rust resistance kinase Lr10-like. The transcript is spliced from 3 exons. Gene Ontology annotation, biological process: protein phosphorylation. Gene Ontology annotation, molecular function: ATP binding; protein kinase activity; polysaccharide binding. The record is from RefSeq and is a predicted model, not a curated record. The coding region runs from base 206 to 2050 and encodes 614 amino acids. NCBI's taxonomy places the organism in Eukaryota, Viridiplantae, Streptophyta, Magnoliopsida, Malpighiales, Euphorbiaceae.
AUUAUUGCUUCAUAAGUCCUUUAAUUUCUUCUUCUUCUUCUUCUUUUUUUUAAAAGAAACUUAUCUAUAAUCUUGGAUCCGAUCCAAAGGCUUGAGCCAGUUAUUCUGCCCUGGAGCCUAGUAAAGAUUUGCAUACGGUAUCAUAGCAGGCAACGCAGAGGUAGAGUCCUGCAACCAUAUACACUACAGAUAACGGAAGCCCAUAAUGAAUUUAUUCUUCAGAAUGUUUUCCAUCUGCUUCAUGCUAAUUGUUCUUGUAGACGAUGGAUUAGGCAUUUUUGAGAAUGAGUGCAAGGAAUCCAAAUGUGGGAGCCAUGGUCCAGCCGUUCGAUUCCCGUUCCGAAUCAAAGGCCGCCAACCUGACCACUGUGGCUAUCCUGAAGAUGGGUUUCAUCUUUCAUGCUCCGAGAGGAAGGAGACAGUACUGGAGUUGCCAAAUUCAGUGAAACUCUCGAUCAAUAAGAUAGAUUAUUUUUCUCAAGUGAUUUCUGCAAGUGAUCCACAAGGUUGUUUUCCAAAACAGCUUCCCAAAAUCAAUUUAUCUGUCUCUUCCUUUCGGUUUCAUUAUCAAUUUGAUUACUGGGAGAACAAUUGCACAAUUUUUCACUGUUUACAGAGAACACAAUGGUCUUCGGCAACACUGAUUUCUUGCCAAAGUUCUCCCAACUCCUAUGUUUAUUCCAAUCCAUCAAAUUCGGGAGGCGAUGUCAAUAAAAUAUAUAAUUGUACCAAGAUGUAUGAAAUUAUUAAUUUUCCAUUUCUACUAUGUGACUUGGAUAUUAGGGUUGUCCGUUUGAGCUGGUCAUUUCCGAGGUGUAACUCUUGUGAAGCACAUUACAAAUAUUGCAGAUUGAAGCCUAACAGCACUCAACCUGCUAUUGAAUGCUAUGGCAAGCUCCAAAAAAAGGGGGCACUAAAUAAGUUUGUGGCGACAGGCAUAGCUUUGGCCCUGCUUCUUCUAGCGGUAUCAGUGACUGCACUUUUCUAUGUGUAUGGCUUCAACAAAAAAGAAAAAGAAUAUCAGUCCAAGAUUGAAAAGUUUUUGGAUGACUACAAAACUUUCAAACCUUCAAGAUAUUCCUAUACUGAUAUUAAGAGGAUCACAAAUCAAUUCAAGGAAGAACUAGGCCAAGGAGCUUAUGGAACUGUCUAUAAAGGGAAGCUUUCUGAAGAAAUUAUGGUAGCCGUUAAGGUCCUCAACAAUUCCAAGGGUAAUGGAGAGGAAUUUGUAAAUGAAGUUGGAAUAAUAGGAAAGAUCCACCAUGUCAAUGUCGUUCGUUUGAUUGGCUUUUGUGCUGAUGGAUUCAGGCGAGCUCUACUUUAUGAGUACUUACCAAAUGAAUCACUAGCAAAAUUUAUAUCUUCAGCAGAUGCCAAGAACCAUUUUCUUGGAUGGAAAAGGCUGCAAGAUAUUGCUCUUGGAGUUGCCAAAGGAAUUGAAUAUCUCCACCAGGGAUGCAAUCAAAGAAUCCUCCAUUUUGACAUAAAUCCACAUAAUAUCCUGCUUGACCACAAUUUCAAUCCCAAAAUCUCUGAUUUUGGCCAGGCUAAGUUGUGUUCUAGGGAUCAAAGUGCAGUGUCCUUGACAACAGCCAGAGGAACCAUUGGCUACAUCGCUCCUGAAGUCUUUUCAAGGAACUUUGGGAAUGUUUCCUGUAAAUCAGAUGUUUAUAGUUUUGGAAUGUUGGUGUUAGAAAUGGUUGGAGGAAGGAAGAAUGUUGAUGCUAAACAAGGAAAUGAAGAUCAAAUUUACUACCCGGAAUGGAUUUAUAAUCUUUUGGAAGGAGGAGAAGAUCUAAGGUUCGAGAUUGAUGCAGAGGAGGAUGCCAAAAUUGCAAAGAAACUUGCAAUUGUGGGACUCUGGUGCAUUCAGUGGAAUCCAGUGGAUCGUCCUUCCAUGAAAACUGCUGUCCAAAUGUUAGAAGGGGAAGGAGACAAUCUAUCAAUACCCGCUAAUCCUUUCAGCUCUUCUAAUCAUACAAGAAUGAAUUCAAGAGUCUCAAGAAGACAACUUCACCAUCAGUUGGAGGCCAUCUCAGAAACCGAGUAAAUAUUAAUUAGAGAUCGUCUGUAAUAACCAAUUAGUUUGCAAUCAUAUAGAAAAGGAUCUUCAAUUAGUUCCUUAAAGUAUGAGAAACAUGUUAUUAAGCACUUGGUUAAUUAGUUUCCUUCCCCAUUUUCUGUCA